Messenger RNA from Schistosoma haematobium, 2948 nucleotides. Its product is annotated as Bcl2-associated athanoprotein 3. Gene Ontology annotation, molecular function: protein-folding chaperone binding. The transcript is spliced from 5 exons. The record is from RefSeq and is a predicted model, not a curated record. NCBI's taxonomy places the organism in Eukaryota, Metazoa, Platyhelminthes, Trematoda, Strigeidida, Schistosomatidae. Bases 369 to 1349 code for a protein of 326 amino acids.
ACUCUUAAAUAGCGCGCUCGUACAAAAGAAAUAUUAGUUCGUAAAAAUACCACAGUUAACAUGCUGUGAUACCUUUAUAAGAAUGAGCAACCAACCAGCUUCAGUUCUCGAUACCUCUCUCUCAUUCAUUUCCUGCUUAUGGAGUAAUGUAAGAAGAUUGCUACCAAAAAUCUUUGAAACCAAGAACAUAGUGGCUUCUAGAAUGACCUUUAGAAGACUGAUACCUUCUAGUCAGUCUAGUAGCGGGAAAUAUGAAUAAACAGUUGAUGGGACAGGUGAAGUGAAUCGCAAAGUUGCUGGAUUGCAUUGCAAAGCUUUUCGGUUAAUCUUUCGAGCUAACCAGCUGACUUCUAUCUGGUGUACAAAUUAUGAGCUCACAAGGUUUACCUCCUGGAUGGUCUAUGGGUUAUGAUAGUAUCACUGGUUUCCCAUUUUUUAUCGAUCACAUUAACAAGUCAACUACAUGGGAAGAUCCACGAAAGUCUAAAACUCAAAGUAAUAUCACACAGAAUUUACAAUCUGUCCCAUCUUAUUCAUCUGAAUCUAUUAAUAAUCGUCGACAGUAUAACCUUCCUGCAAAUGAACCAGUGAUCGAUCCUUCCAAUCCAGGAGAUAUUAAGUUAGGCAAUGUAGGAGAUAACAUUCAACGUAAAACUCAAUCACAUUAUGAUAAUGUUAGUGAACCAAUACCAAUCAAGGUGCAUUCUAUCAGCUCUUCGAAUAAUAAUAAUAAUAGUAACCAUCAUGAAUAUGAACAAAAGCUGAGCAACACCCCAGCAACUCAGUCGUUUGAUUCGUAUAAACCUAAUCAAAAUUCUUCCACAAAUAAAAGCGAAUCAAUUCCUAUCAAAUCUGUUUCUGUUAAAAUUUCAGAUGAUAAUAAUAAUAAUAAUAAUAAUAAUAGUGAUAAUAAUGAAAAUGUAUCUCAACCAACAACAUCAGAUCCAUUCUCUCUUAUAGAACAAGCUCAAUGUGAACUUGCAGAAAUAGAAACUGAGAUUAGCGGGUUUACUUCUUCAUAUAAAACUAAAGCUUAUCUGUUACUCGAAGAUAAACUUGAUAAGCUUAUGCUACGAUUGGAUAAAAUCGAUUCAUCUGGUGAAAUAUUUAUCAGAAAUAAACGUCGUGAAGUUAUAUUGGCUGUUCAAAAUGCUCUUAAAAAUCUUGAAAAUAAACUGACACAAAUAAAAUCAGAUCAUCAAGAGCAUGUUAUCAGUUUAACUGAUCAAUCUUCUUCUUCUUCUAAUAACAAUAAUAAUACCAACAAUAAUAUAAAUAAACAAGAUCACUCAUCUAUAGAUUCUAGAGAAAUUCAUAUAGGUUCUAAUGAAGAAUGUCAAGACAAGUAGAUCAUUCUCUAUGGUACUUUAUCUUAUUCUUUAAAACUUCAUUGUAGUUCAGUAUUUUCCCGUCUACAUUAUAAUAUUUUCUGAUUAUUAUUAUUAUCAUUAUUACCAUUAUCAUGUGAAUAGUUUGUUUGCUUGUAUAAAAAAAAUAAUAUGACCAUAAUUGAUGCGUUCAUUACUGAAAAGUCUUCUUAGUCGCUUUAUCAUGCUACGAUAGAAAUUUUAAACUUUUUCUCCAUCCUGUUCAUAUCAAGAUAUGACGAUAUUAACUUCUUUUGUCACCAUAGUCGGAAGUUGUCUCUGGUAUUUAUGUUAUGUUCACAUAAAACAUAAAGAGAAAGUCCGGUUAUACUUGAUUUUGAGGGGGCUUUUUAAAUAUAAUAUUUUUAUUUCAUAGUCACUUUGUGGUAACUUCAUUAAUGUCCUUACACAAAAUUUGUCAGACUAAUUGAUUGUAAUUGAUUUACAGUAGUAAACUCAUCGUGAGCUAUGGCAAGAGUGUUAUGAAUAUUAGAAACAACAUGGCAACUUAAAUUUAGUAAGGCAGUCAAUUUCAGUUCAUUUAUUACGAAAAAUGAGUUAUGUUAAUAGGCAGUGAAGGUUCAAGUCAUCCAGUCGUUUUUUGUUAUCCAAGAGGUGUGAGUUAUCCAACAUUUUUGCUCAUUUGGCUGCAUAUAAAUGAUUUUUACCAGCCUUCAUUUGAAGCCCUAACUCAUACCUUAUUCGUUUUUCAUCUGGCAUGUUGGGAUGCACUGCACUAAAGUGUAUUCAUAACAGACAGAUGUGUGAAAUGAAGUCCCCAGCAAGGUUACACUUUCAUGCAGCACCCACUCAUUAAAGGAACGGAACAACGCUGUAUACUGCACAUCUAAUAAAAGGUCGGAUAACCUCAGCCAGCAUAAAACUGAUGAGUACGUCCUCAGUAAAGAUGCGUUAUGUUGCUCCCAUUUGGUCGAAUACACUUAUCAAAACGUUUUUUCAUGCCGGUCAUGGAGUAGACUAUACACUCAAUAUUUGCUAUUGACUGAUUCGUCGAUUACGGUCGCCCAGUUAGUAGACAGGAUACCUACUCCUAAACCCGUUUCUGCUUAUCGAUCCAAUCCUGUCGUCCUUUACUUUGUGAUCGAUAUAAACAAAUAAUUUCUGUUUUAUGUAGUUCCCCAUAUUUCCAAUGAAUUUGGUACUGGCUGUUUAAACAUGUAUUGCUGAAGUUUCGACCAACUAUCAAUGUCGUCAUACGUCUAAUUGAUCAAGUUACCUUUAUCAUCCUCAUCACUACUACACGUAGCUCACCAACUCAUAAACCUCUUUGGAUGUAGUGUUUAUCACUUAGAAGUCCUUUUUGUUAUUAUUCUCACUAGAUACUUGAUAUUUUUACGAAGCCAUUUUUACACAGGUUUUUUUCAUAGUGGUCAAGUUGUGACUGGUUAAUAGGAGUGGUUAGUAUUCGGAUUUCUACACGUAAACUAGCAUUUCGGUAGCCCCUGUAUUGUCAUUCAGUCUUACUAAGACACAUCAACACAAGGAAAUGGGAUCGACGCAAUGGAUAAGAAAAGAGUUGAAAUAGUAGUAAUGUCAAUGAUAGUGUGAAAACCUAAACAC